UUGAUAGGGCUGCCGGAAUAAGGCUGAUAGCGCCUCCAGUCACCGGUUGCGUGCUACGACCAGGAAAUGGCGCGCGGAUAAGCGGAAUCGUAACACUUCAAAGCUUUUUUUCCCUCCCCCUCCCACGGACAUUUCCACGGAAGGGGUCACUCAAUUCCCUUUUCCCCUACUAGUAGUAAUCUUGCGAUAUAUCCCAAUUUAGGGUUUAGGGUAGGCAGCUGGCCAACCUUCCAGCUUUGACCUUCCGAUCAACCUUGACCCAAAUAUAGCAUCCUCAUAAUAUUCCCACUGCACUGCAUAUCUGCAACCAAACCGGAUCCUUGUACAUAUAUAGUACCCAUCCAUCCUGCGUACUAUUUCUCACGCCCAAAUCCCCACCAAAGUGAUGUCAGAGCCCUCCCAUGCAAAAUCACCGGGCCUCCCGGUCGUGGAAUCCUCCAGCAACGAAAAAUCGCGACCAUUCAAUAAAGAAAGAAGAUUGCGACAAACCGUCGAUAGCAACUAUGCCGAUAUCAUCUGUAUCAUCCUUUGCUUCGUCACCGGCCUUUGCGAUAGUUCUGCCUUCAACGCAUGGUCAUGUUUCCUCGCAAUGCAAACCGGAAACACCGUAGUCCUCGGCCUCGGCGCCGCCAACCUCCCCAAAGAUGACCACUGGAGCUGGCUGAAAUCCCUCGUCUCAAUCGCCAGCUUCGUGACCGGUUCCUUCGUCUUCAGUCGCGUCGGUAACCUCCUCGGUCCCACGCGUCGCGGCACCCUCUUCACCUCCUUCAUGGUCCAAGUGAUUCUCAUCGUCAUUGCCGUCUCGCUCCUCCAAGCCGGCUUGAUUUCCAAAUCAGACGUUUCCGAUCACCAGCAUCACCCCCUGCUGGACCUCAUCCCUAUCGGACUCCUUGCGUUCCAGUCCUCGGGUUCCAUCAAUUCCACCCGGUCCUUGGGAUUUAAUGAGAUCCCGAGUGUCGUGAUCACGAGUGUGUAUUUUGAUAUCGCCUCGGAUAAGAAUAUUCUGGCCGUGCAGAAUGUGAAACGCAAUAGGAGAGUGGCGGGGGUGGUGGCGUUGUUGAUUGGGGCGAUUGUCGGGGGUUGGUUGAAUCGGAGUGCUGGGGGGAUUGCGUCGACGUUUUGGUUGGCGGCGGGGAUUAAGUUCCUUAUUGGGGUGGGGUGGUUGGUUUGGUUGCCGAAGAAGGUGUAGGUUUGGUUUGUUCAAUGGAUUGGGUUGAGAAGGUGUUUGGGGGGUGGGGGUGUGUGAGUGAGGGGGAUAAGGUGGGUGGUGGUGUCUCUCCAUUCUGGAUGGGAGUUGUGGUUGUAUAAUUCGAUGGUAUAGACUUCUGUUUUAUAGACGGUAUAGACUGGUUUUCGG
Messenger RNA from Aspergillus sclerotioniger CBS 115572, 1357 nucleotides. Its product is annotated as YoaK family protein. Bases 386 to 1189 code for a protein of 267 amino acids. NCBI's taxonomy places the organism in Eukaryota, Fungi, Ascomycota, Eurotiomycetes, Eurotiales, Aspergillaceae. The transcript has 2 exons. The record is from RefSeq and is a predicted model, not a curated record.